Pteronotus mesoamericanus is the source of this 3741-nucleotide messenger RNA. RefSeq names its product myosin IF (gene MYO1F). Gene Ontology annotation, biological process: actin filament organization; vesicle transport along actin filament. Gene Ontology annotation, molecular function: microfilament motor activity; ATP binding; actin filament binding. The record is from RefSeq and is a predicted model, not a curated record. Lineage: Eukaryota; Metazoa; Chordata; Mammalia; Chiroptera; Mormoopidae. The coding region runs from base 123 to 3419 and encodes 1098 amino acids. Gene Ontology annotation, cellular component: vesicle; actin cytoskeleton; myosin complex. The transcript is spliced from 28 exons.
GGGAGUCUGGUGGAGGAGAAGGAGCAGGGCCAUGCCUGAACCGCCCCCCGGAGCCCUCUGAGCCUGCACCCCUGCCACUGCCCAUUCAGGCCCCCCCCGGAGACCCAGACAGCACCCCCACCAUGGGCAGCAAGGAGCGCUUCCACUGGCAGAGCCACAACGUGAAGCAGAGCGGCGUGGACGACAUGGUGCUGCUGCCUCAGAUCACCGAGGACGCCAUUGUGGGCAACCUCCGAAAGCGCUUCAUGGAUGACUACAUCUUUACCUACAUUGGCUCCGUGCUCAUCUCUGUAAAUCCCUUCAAGCAGAUGCCCUACUUCACAGACCGUGAGAUCGACCUCUACCAGGGCGCGGCCCAGUACGAGAAUCCCCCGCACAUCUAUGCCCUCACUGACAACAUGUACCGGAACAUGCUCAUCGACUGUGAGAACCAGUGCGUCAUCAUCAGUGGAGAAAGUGGAGCUGGGAAGACAGUGGCAGCCAAAUACAUCAUGGGCUACAUCUCCAAAGUGUCUGGCGGGGGCGAGAAGGUCCAGCACGUGAAGGACAUCAUCCUGCAAUCAAACCCGCUGCUCGAGGCCUUCGGCAACGCCAAGACCGUGCGCAACAACAAUUCCAGUCGUUUUGGCAAGUAUUUUGAGAUCCAGUUCAGCCGUGGCGGGGAGCCUGACGGGGGCAAGAUCUCCAACUUCCUGCUGGAGAAAUCCCGCGUGGUCAUGCAGAAUGAAAAUGAGAGGAACUUCCACAUCUACUACCAGCUGCUGGAAGGAGCCUCCCAGGAGCAGCGGCAGAACCUGGGGCUCAUGACCCCCGACUAUUAUUACUACCUCAACCAGUCAGACACCUACAAGGUGGACGGCACUGACGACAGGAGCGACUUCAGCGAGACUCUGAGCGCCAUGCAGGUCAUCGGGAUCCCACCCAGCGCCCAGCAGCUGGUCCUGCAGCUCGUGGCUGGGAUCCUGCACUUGGGGAACAUCAGCUUCUGUGAAGAGGGGAACUACGCCCGGGUGGAGAGUGUGGACCUCCUGGCCUUUCCCGCCUACCUGCUGGGCAUCGACAGCGGGCGGCUGCAGGAGAAGCUGACCAGCCGCAAGAUGGACAGCCGCUGGGGCGGGCGCAGCGAGUCCAUCAACGUGACCCUGAAUGUGGAGCAGGCGACUUACACUCGUGACGCCCUGGCCAAGGGGCUCUACGCCCGCCUCUUCGACUUUCUCGUGGAGGCCAUCAACCGUGCCAUGCAGAAGCCGCAGGAAGAGUACAGCAUCGGCGUGCUGGACAUCUACGGCUUCGAGAUCUUCCAGAAAAACGGCUUUGAGCAAUUCUGCAUCAACUUUGUCAAUGAGAAGCUCCAGCAGAUCUUUAUCGAACUCACCCUGAAGGCUGAGCAGGAGGAGUAUGUCCAGGAGGGCAUCCGCUGGACCCCCAUCCAGUACUUCAACAACAAAAUUGUCUGCGACCUUAUUGAAAACAAAGUGAGCCCCCCAGGCAUCAUGAGUGUCCUGGACGACGUGUGCGCCACCAUGCACGCCACAGGCGGGGGCGCAGACCAGACGCUGCUGCAGAAGCUGCAGGCGGCUGUGGGCACCCACGAGCACUUCAACAGCUGGAGCGCUGGCUUCGUCAUCCACCACUACGCAGGCAAGGUCUCCUACGAUGUCAGCGGCUUUUGUGAGAGGAACCGAGACGUUCUCUUCACCGACCUCAUAGAGCUGAUGCAGACCAGUGAGCAAGCCUUCCUCCGGAUGCUGUUCCCCGAGAAGCUGGACGUGGACAAGAAGGGCCGCCCCAGCACGGCCGGCUCCAAGAUCAAGAAACAAGCCAAUGACCUGGUGGCCACACUGAAGAAGUGUACACCCCACUACAUCCGCUGCAUCAAACCCAACGAGACCAAGAGGCCCCGUGACUGGGAGGAGAGCAGGGUCAAGCACCAGGUGGAGUACCUGGGCCUGAAGGAGAACAUCCGGGUACGCCGGGCAGGCUUCGCCUACCGCCGCCAGUUCGCCAAGUUUCUGCAGAGGUACGCCAUUCUGACCCCUGAGACGUGGCCACACUGGCGCGGGGACGAGCGUCAGGGGGUCCAGCACCUGCUGCGGGCAGUCAACAUGGAUCAGGACCAGUACCAGAUGGGGAGCACCAAGGUCUUCGUCAAGAACCCCGAGUCACUCUUCCUUCUCGAGGAGAUGCGAGAGCGCAAGUUUGACGGCUUUGCCCGCACCAUCCAGAAGGCCUGGCGGCGCCACGUGGCAAUCCGGAAGUAUGAAGAGAUGCGAGAGGAAGCUUCCAAUAUCCUGCUGAACAAGAAGGAGCGGAGACGAAAUAGCAUCAAUCGGAACUUUGUCGGGGACUACCUGGGACUGGAGGAGCGGCCAGAGCUGCGUCAGUUCUUAGGCAAGAGGGAGCGCGUCGACUUCGCGGACUCAGUCACCAAGUACGACCGCCGCUUCAAGCCUAUCAAGAGGGACUUGAUCCUGACGCCCAGAUGUGUAUAUGUGAUUGGGCGGGAGAAGGUGAAGAAGGGACCUGAGAAGGGCCAGGUGCGUGAGGUCCUGAAGAAGAAGCUGGAGAUCCAGGCCCUGAGGGGAGUUUCCCUCAGCACGCGGCAGGACGACUUCUUCAUCCUCCAAGAAGACACGGCCGACAGCUUCCUGGAAAGCAUGUUCAAGACCGAGUUCGUCAGCCUCCUGUGCAAGCGCUUCGAGGAGGCAGCGCGGAGACCCCUGCCCCUCACCUUCAGCGACACACUACAGUUCCGGGUGAAAAAGGAGGGCUGGGGCGGAGGUGGCACCCGCAGCGUCACUUUCUCGCGUGGCUCCGGCGACGUGGCGGUGCUCAAGGCUAGCGGCCGGGCCCUCACUGUCAGCGUGGGUGACGGACUGCCCAAAAGCUCCAAGCCUACACGGAAAGGAGUGGCCCAAGGAAAACCUCGAAGGUCGGCUCAGGCCCCUUUCCGGGCAGCCUCCGGACCCCCCCGGGGUCUGCACCACAAUGGGGUGCCCCCCUCUGCCAGAGGGGGCCCCCUGCCCCUGGAGAUCACAUCUGGAGGGGGCUCUCAUCGGCCUCCCCAAGGACCUCCAUCUUCAGCCCUGCGGGCCAGCCGACGACCCAGGGCGCGACCCCCCUCGGAGCACAACACAGAAUUCCUCAACGUGCCUGAUCAGGGAGUGGCCGGCAUGCAGAGGAAGCGCAGCGUCGGGCAGCGGCCUGUGCCCGGUGUGGGCCGGCCCAAGCCCCAGCCUCGGGUGCAUGGCCCGCGGUGCCGGGCACUGUACCAGUAUGUGGGCCAAGAUGUGGAUGAGCUGAGCUUCAACGUGAAUGAAGUCAUUGAGAUCCUCAUGGAAGAUUCCUCGGGCUGGUGGAAAGGCCGGCUGCAUGGCCAGGAGGGCCUCUUCCCUGGAAACUAUGUGGAGAAGAUCUGAGCUGGCGGCCCAGGACACUGUCCUUCUGCCGGCCAGGGAGACAGACCCUGCUGGCAGGGGUCUCGUUUCCCUUGCUGCAUUAGCCAGCAGGUCCAGUCCUGCGGCCGCCAGCCCACCCCAGGCCCUGAUGGGUCUAAGGGUCACCAGUGCAGCCACGCCUGGGCCCUGGCCUCCCAUAUCACACCUGUUUCCUCCUGUGUCACACAGGGCUAAUAGCAGAGCCUACCUCCCAGCUGCUUUUUAUGAAAUGAGUCGUGUCCUCUCAGCACAGGGCAAAGUGGGGAGGCCUUGACAAGCGUGACCUCUCUCCUGUUCUCUUUGC